UUAAACUCAUCUCUCUCUCUCUCUCUCUCUCUCUCUCUCUCUCUCUCUUCGUGCUUGGAACUAAUUAUUAGAAAUUUCGUUGUAAGCAUUUCAAUGAUCGCAAUGAACCCCACCAUUAUCUUCACUAUUUCACCGCACUUUAUCUUUCUCUGUGAAGUCUGUCUCAAACUUACCUGACUCCAGAGAGAGAGAGAGAGAGAAUUUUGAAGCAGAAUGACUAUGGUGAUUUUGGUCUUCUCUGCAAUUGUUGGGGCAACCCUUUUGAGCCAUCUCUCUCUUGCCCUCACUCCAGAUGGUUUUGCAUUGUUGGAAUUUAAAAGCACUCUGAAUGACACUAACAACACUCUCAGUGGCUGGAGGGAUACGGAUGAAUCUCCAUGCAACUGGACUGGUGUCUCUUGCAAUCCCCAAGACCAAAGGGUUACCUCUAUAAACUUGCCCUACAUGCAACUGGGAGGCAUUAUUUCUCCAAGCAUUGGUAAACUCAGUAGGUUACAAAGACUGGCACUUCACCAGAACAGCUUGCAUGGUGUUAUUCCACACGAAAUUAGUAAUUGUGCUGAACUCAGAGCGCUGUACUUGAGAGCUAAUUAUCUCCAAGGGGGUGUACCAGCAGAUAUUGGGAAUAUUUCUUCACUUACCAUUUUGGAUUUGUCCAGCAAUUCGCUUAAGGGUGCCAUACCUUCAUCUCUUGGCCGUCUAACACACCUUCGCAGUUUGAACUUGUCCGCGAACUUCUUAUCUGGUGAAAUCCCUGAUUUUGGAGUUCUUAGCACUUUUGGAAACAAUUCAUUUACUGGCAAUUUAGACCUUUGCGGUCGACAAGUAAACAAACCAUGUAGAACAUCACUAGGAUUCCCUGCAGUGCUACCACAUGCAGAAAGUGAUGAAGCUGCUGUACCUAAGAAGCACUCAUCUCACUAUAUAAAAGGAUUGCUAAUUGGUUUAAUGUCUAUAAUGGGUCUUCUGCUCAUCUUGCUCCUUGUAUUCCUAUGGAUUUGGUUGCUAUCAAAGAAGGAAAGGGCUGCUAAGAGAUAUACAGAAGUCAAGAAACAAGUUCAUCGAGAAACAAGUGCAAAACUCAUCACUUUCCAUGGAGAUCUUCCCUAUCCAUCAUGCGAGAUCAUAGAAAAGCUUGAAACACUCGAUGAGGAGGAUGUUGUGGGAUCUGGCGGAUUUGGUACUGUCUACCGGAUGGUCAUGAAUGAUUGUGGUACUUUUGCAGUUAAAAAGAUUGAUCGGAGCCGUGAAGGAUCAGAUCAAGUUUUUGAGAGAGAGUUAGAGAUCUUAGGUAGCAUCAAGCACAUAAAUCUUGUCAAUUUGAGAGGGUACUGCAGGCUCCCUUCUGCGAAGCUUCUUAUAUAUGAUUAUGUUGCCAUGGGGAGCUUGGACGAUCACUUGCAUGAGCAUGAAGAAAAACAACCCUUGAACUGGAACACUCGGCUAAAGAUUGCACUCGGUUCUGCAAGGGGUUUGGCAUACUUGCACCAUGACUGUUCUCCAAGGAUAGUUCAUCGUGAUAUAAAGUCCAGCAAUAUUUUGCUUGAUGAAAACCUAGAACCUUGCGUGUCAGACUUUGGCCUUGCCAAACUUUUAGUAGAUGAGGAUGCUCAUGUUACAACUGUGGUUGCUGGUACUUUCGGUUAUUUAGCUCCAGAAUAUCUGCAAAGUGGAAGAGCCACCGAGAAGUCAGAUGUGUACAGCUUUGGAGUUCUCUUGCUAGAAAUUGUAACUGGGAAGAGACCAACCGAUCCUUGUUUUGUAAAACACGGCCUCAAUGUGGUUGGUUGGAUGAACACCCUGCUAAGAGAGAACAGAAUGGAGGAUGUGGUGGACAGGAGGUGCACCGACGCAGAUGCAGACACCGUAGAAGCAGUGAUAGAGAUAGCGGCGAGGUGCACGGAUGCAAACCCGGAUGACAGGCCAACGAUGCAGCAGGUGCUGCAGUUGUUGGAGCAAGAAGUCAUGUCGCCUUGCCCGAGCGAGUUCUACGAGUCCCAUUCCGACUAUUGUUGAUCUUGGUCUGGUUUGGUUUUUUGGUGGCUUCUCGAGCCCCUUUUCUUUGGGGGGCCUGUAAAUUGGUAUUCUCCUGCGAAAUAUAUGAUGUGCAUGUUGCCUUGCACUUCCUUUCUUUCUCUAGAGGUCUUCUGGUGUGGAGGAAUGAGGAAUCUGUCUGUCUGUCUGCCUGCCUGCCUUCAUUUGGAUCUGUUGGCAUGCAGAAGUGGAACAUUGAUUGUUUGCCAACUGAGAUAAAAAUGUUAUCUUUGUUGCUGUUCAUGUUGAUGUUGUUAUCAAUGGGAAAUAGCAUUAUUUUCUUGUAUUUUCUCCCUCACCA
Molecule: messenger RNA, 2335 nt
Organism: Diospyros lotus (date-plum)
Lineage: Eukaryota; Viridiplantae; Streptophyta; Magnoliopsida; Ericales; Ebenaceae
Product: LRR receptor-like serine/threonine-protein kinase FEI 1
Exons: 13
Coding region: 214-2016 (600 amino acids)
Biological process (GO): protein phosphorylation
Molecular function (GO): protein kinase activity; ATP binding; receptor serine/threonine kinase binding
Source: RefSeq, a predicted model, not a curated record